This is a messenger RNA of Henningerozyma blattae CBS 6284, 1824 nucleotides long. It is a transcript of the gene TRM2, whose product is annotated as tRNA (uracil(54)-C(5))-methyltransferase. Gene Ontology annotation, biological process: tRNA processing. The transcript has a single exon. The record is from RefSeq and is a predicted model, not a curated record. The coding region runs from base 1 to 1824 and encodes 607 amino acids. Gene Ontology annotation, molecular function: tRNA (uracil(54)-C5)-methyltransferase activity, S-adenosyl methionine-dependent. Lineage: Eukaryota; Fungi; Ascomycota; Saccharomycetes; Saccharomycetales; Saccharomycetaceae.
AUGCUGACUUUUAGCCAUGGGUUAACUAGAUUUAUAAAUCAUAAUAUCGUAUAUCGACCAAGCAUUAGCAGACUUUUAAAAUUAAAAUUCAAACGUCAGAUAUUUGUUUUAUCGAAAAUGAGUGUCACCAAUAAGAAUGCUGAAAUAGCCAAGAGACCUUUACCCACUGAAACUAAUCCUGUUGUCGAAACGCCCAUUACGAAGAAGGCUAAAAAGAUUAAGACCAAGAAGUAUAAAGCCAAGAAAGUAGAUCCAACUUCACCAUUAGGUGUUUUUCAAUUUGAAAUUGCAGAACUUCUAAAAGAGCAAGGCAUAAAAGAGGCAGAUACUAUUAAUGAUAUUACGGCUAUUUUAAAUGAUGCAUCAUCAGAUGGACAAGUUAAGGAGGCAUAUCAUCGCAAAGUUAACGAUGUGAAAGUCCUGAAACUAACUUCAAGCGGAGAUGGAUUAGCUAUCAUAGAUAAUCCAGUUGAAUCUGAUAAAAAACAAGUUGUGAUCAUUCCUUUUGGAUUGCCAGGUGAUAUAGUUCAUAUUAGAGUCUUUAAAACUCAUCCAAAUUAUGUCGAAAGUGAUUUAUUAGAUGUUAACGCCAAAUCUGAUAUCAGAAGAGAUGAUCUAAUUAAUUGUAAAUAUUUCGGUAAAUGCUCCGGUAGUCAAUAUCAAAAUUUAACAUAUGAAACCCAAUUAAAAUUGAAACAAGAUACUGUGUCUAAUGCCUACAAAUUUUUUGCUCCAAGAUUAAUCGAAAAAAAGAUUUUACCUGAAGUUGGCACUACAAUUGGAUCACCCUUACAGUAUGAAUAUAGAACUAAAUUGACUCCUCAUUUCGAUAUCCCAAGAAGAAUUAAAAAAGCUGGCGAGUUAAAAGAAAGACCACCUUUGGGAUUUGGACAAAAGGGUAGACCUACAUGGAGAAAAGAAACCUUACACGAAGGUGGUAAUGCAUCUACUUUAGAUAUUGAAGAAUAUACUAUUGGUACAUCUAUAAUCAAUAAAGGGUUGAAAAAUGAAAGACGUAAAUUUGAAAAAGAAUUCAACACUUAUAAGAAAGGUGCCACCAUCUUAUUAAGAGAGAAUACUAUUGUUAUGGAUAAAGAUUCUACAGAAGAACAAAUUAAAGAGCGAUUGAAAAAUGAAGAAGGCUCUAGAGAUAAAGAUGGAAAUAUUUCUUAUGAAGUACAUAUGAGUAAUGAUGGCGACAAAAAAUUAAUUAAGACAUGUGUUACGCAACCUAGACAAAUUGUUAAUGAAUAUGUUAAUGGUUAUAGCUUCCAAUUUAGUGCUGGUGAAUUUUUCCAAAAUAAUAAUAGUAUCUUACCUAUAGUUACUAAAUAUGUUCGUGAUAAUUUACAACUUCCGGAAGGUGAACAUAAUUAUUUAGUGGAUGCUUAUUGUGGUUCUGGACUAUUUAGUAUUUGCAGUUCUGAAGGUGUGGAUAAAGUUGUUGGUGUAGAAAUUAGUGCUGACAGUGUUAAAUUUGCUCGUAUCAAUUCUGAGUUGAAUAAAAUUGCGAAUUGUAAGUUUAUUGUAGGUAAAGCGGAAAAAUUAUUUGAAGAAAUUGAUUUACCUAAUGAUCGUACCUCUGUAAUUUUAGAUCCUCCAAGAAAGGGAUGUGACGAAUUAUUUUUAAAACAAUUAUCCGAAUUCAAUCCUGCCAAGAUCGUCUAUAUAUCAUGUAACGUUCAUUCACAAGCUCGUGAUUUGGAAUAUUUCCUUUUAAAUACUUUAAAUGGUAAGAAUUAUAAGAUUGAAAGUUUAAGAGGGUUUGAUUUUUUCCCACAAACACAUCAUGUGGAGAGUGUUUGUGUAUUGAGUAGAGUAUAA